AUGGCUCGACUCAUCGCCCUCCUGGCCACCGUGCCAGCGUUAAUAUCAGCCGCUGCCAUCGCUCCCCCUCCCGCCGCCAACUCAACCUGCCGCUGCUUGCCCACAGACCCGUGCUGGCCCUCCGCAGCAGACUGGAAUGCCUUCAACAAGACACUAGGCGGCAAAUUGAUCGCCACGGUCCCUCUGGCCAGCGUCUGCCACAGCUCUUCCUUUGGCUGCUUCAGCGCCUCAAAGUGCAACCAAUUGAAGUCCGUCUGGGACUUUCCCGACACCCACAUCGAGUCCGCCUCCGACCCCGUUGCUCCCUUCUUCGCCAACCGCGGCUGUGAUCUCCUCACGUCGCCCGACGCCGAGUGCGUUGUCGGCUCCCUCGUCCAGUACUCCGUCAAGGCUGCGACCGCUGCCGACUACCAGGCCACCAUCAAGUUUGCCCAGCAGAAGAACAUCCGCCUGGUCAUUCGAAACACGGGCCACGACUACUACGGCAAGUCGACGGGAACCGGCGCCCUGGCUCUCUGGACGCACAACAUCAAGACCACCCAGCUCCUCAACUACAACGCAAACGGAUACAAAGGCAAGGCCAUCAAAGUCGGCGCCGGCGUCCAAAACUUCGAAGCCCAAGAAUUCGCCCACGCCAAUGGCCUCGCACUCGUCACUGGCAACGGCGGAUCGGUUGGCUUUGCCGGAGGCUACAGCCAGGGCGGUGGUCACGGACCCUUUGCCUCCAAGGUUGGCCUUGCUGCCGAUCAAGUCCUCGAGUGGGAGGUUAUCACCAGCACCGGCCAGCAGCUCGUUGCUACUCCUUCGCAGAACUCGGACCUCUACUGGGCCCUUUCCGGCGGUGGUGGUGGAACAUACGCCGCCGUCUUGUCCAUGACCGUCCGAGCCUACCCCGACAUGCUGUCUUCUGCCGCCAAUCUCACAUUCACCAACCAGGGAAUCACCGAUGAUGUCUUCUACGGCGCCGUUGCUCAGUUCUUGACCACGCUGCCCAGCAUUGUCGACUCUGGCGCAAGUGCUGUUUUCCUGCUUGCGCCUGGUAUCUUCCUGCUGCAGCCUGUGAAUGCUCCUGGUGUCACCAAGGCACAGCUUCAAACUCUUAUGAACCCUACUCUCAACUACCUGACGUCCAAGGGUAUCGGAUACGACUUUCACGUCGACCAAUUCUCUACCUUCUUGGACAGCUUGAACGCCUACAACCCUCCUCCCAACGUGACCGAGUACAACAUUGGUGGUCGUCUCAUCCCACGCGACCUGUUCACCACGGCAUCCGGAGCUGCUUCUGUCGCGAGUGUCUACCAAUUCAUCAACAACGCCGGCGGUGUCGUCUCUGGUGUUUCCCUCAACGUCAGCAAGGGUGCCAAGGUCUCCAACGCCGUCAACCCUGCUUGGCGAACAGCCAUCACAAGCACAGUCAUUGGAGUCCCAUACGAUCCCCUCGUCUUCCAGAACAACCUCAACGCCCAGAAGAACAUCACUGGUGUGCUGGUUCCCAAGCUGGAUGCUUUGUCACCCAUCAAGGGCGCCUACUUGAACGAAGCCGAUAUGAACCAGCCCAACUUCCAGCAGGUGUUUUACGGCAACAACUACGCAAAGCUCAAGUCCAUCAAGAACAAGUACGAUCCGACGGGCACGUUUUUCGGCCUUACAGCGGUCGGAAGCGAUGACUGGACCGUGGAUAGCACCACGGGAAAGCUUUGCAGGGUUGCGUAG
Molecule: messenger RNA, 1713 nt
Organism: Trichoderma aggressivum f. europaeum
Lineage: Eukaryota; Fungi; Ascomycota; Sordariomycetes; Hypocreales; Hypocreaceae
Product: CAZyme family AA7
Exons: 3
Coding region: 1-1713 (570 amino acids)
Molecular function (GO): oxidoreductase activity; FAD binding
Source: RefSeq, a predicted model, not a curated record